This is a messenger RNA of Xiphophorus hellerii (green swordtail), 3187 nucleotides long. RefSeq names its product cytochrome P450 2J6-like. Lineage: Eukaryota; Metazoa; Chordata; Actinopteri; Cyprinodontiformes; Poeciliidae. The transcript has 9 exons. The record is from RefSeq and is a predicted model, not a curated record. The coding region runs from base 1316 to 2809 and encodes 497 amino acids. Gene Ontology annotation, cellular component: intracellular membrane-bounded organelle; cytoplasm. Gene Ontology annotation, molecular function: iron ion binding; oxidoreductase activity, acting on paired donors, with incorporation or reduction of molecular oxygen, reduced flavin or flavoprotein as one donor, and incorporation of one atom of oxygen; heme binding. Gene Ontology annotation, biological process: xenobiotic metabolic process.
GCCUUUCAGAUUAGGUCUUUAAUGCCAUUGCACACCUAAAGAUCUGAUUCUCAUCAGAUUUUUGUUUGUAAAAUAGUUCAAGCUCAGUCAGUUUGGAUGCAGAGCUUGUUGUGAAAGCAUUCUGACUUGAAUUUAUGUCUGGACUUUGACUUGGCCAUUCUAGCUUAUGAAUAUGAUUUGAUCUAAAACUUUGUAGCUUUGGUGUUAUGUUUAGGUCCUGCUGAAAGGUGAAACUCCUUCCUGGUCCUCUGGAGCUUUCUGACAGUUUUUUCUCCAGGGAUCUUCUAUAUUUAGCUCCGAGCAUUUUGCAUUCAACUCUGUCAAGCUUUAAUUUCGCACACUCUCUCCAGUUUGGGUUGAUAUGUGACAUUCAAAGCUUAAGAUGUAUAUAGUAUAUAGUGCAUAAUUCACAUAGCUUGUGUAUAGUCUUACCCUAAUUUUAACUUGCUCAAAUCUUUUACUGUGACCUUCCUCUUUCUUUGUGAUGCCAUUUGUUGACUAAUAUGAAAUUAGACCCAAUCAAUCUGACACCCAAACCUAAAAUCACGUAGUACAAAUGUUUUUAUUUGCAGCUGGUUUAAUUGCCAUGUAUGUAUUUUUCUAUUCUCUUCACAAUUUUGGAGUAUUUAGUGUCGAUCUGUCAAAUAAAACACAGUGAAUGAUUUUUGAAGGCACAUGCCUGACAUUCCUCCAGUUUUCUCAAGUUCCAGCUUGUUGAAACUCCUGCACAGUAAAUCUCCUGGGUGCCUUUUGCCACUGGUGCACUUUGUGUCGUUGGGCCUGGCUCUGCUUUCCUGUCAACAGCUAAUCUCUGAUUUUGUUUUUUCACAAUCAGUAGCGAAGGUGGAGGAUUCAAAAGUGCACAAACUGGCAGACGAAUUAGGGGAGAUGCCGACAGGAAGCCUUCCAAAACUUUCAUUCUUAUUAAAUACAGACAAGCAAGUCAAGAACGGAGGAACUUCAUUUGACACAGAGGACUGUAGUGAAGCCAAUAAUGCUGUUUUAUGUUGGCGUCCAUCAUAUUAAAUAUCCAUUAUCACAAUGUCUGAACUCUAAACAGGGAUAGAUAAAAGUAGGUUUUAUCUUCCAUGGAUUACAAAGGUUAGGCUUGGCAAAGGGCUGGGCAUGCAGGUACGCUCUGCAACAUUUACACCACUUUCCCCUUUGCACAGUCUAAGGCGUGCUGUGAGUUUGAGUUGCCUGCCAGGCGGCCGACGCUGCAGACUUUGACUGUAAACAGACAUUACAAAAACAAGAAGACUGUUAAGAUAAGCGUAUUUUUUUCUGCUGCUGCCCGUUUUUGCGCGCUUUAACCAUGUGGUUUUAUAAUUUUUUGCUGAGCUUUGACCUGAAGGGGCUUUUUUUGUUUGUUUUAUCAUUUCUUCUGAUAGCUGAUUACCUGAAGAACAGGAAACCAUCAAACUUUCCUCCAGGACCAAGAGCUCUUCCCUUCGUGGGAAAUAUCUUGACUUUGGACAGCAAGCAUCCACACGUUUAUUUCACCAAGCUGGCUGACCUCUAUGGCAGCGUCUUCAGAGUCCGCCUCGGCUGGGAUACGUUGGUGAUUGUGAGCGGCCACAAGAUGGUGAAAGAGGCCAUUGUUACGCAAGCUGAGAACUUUGUGGACCGGCCGUACAAUGCAGUCGCUGACAGGUUUUACGAUGAGCCCUCAGUUGGUCUAUUCUUGAGCAACGGUGAAAAAUGGAAGAGACAGCGACGUUUUGCUUUGGCUACCUUACGUAACUUUGGUCUGGGGAAGAACAUGCUGGAGCUCAGCAUCUGUGAGGAGAUCCGACACCUGCAGGAGGAAAUAGAGAGUGAGAAAGGUAAACUUUUCAGCCCUGCCGGCCUCUUCAACAACGCUGUGUCCAACAUCAUCUGCCAGCUUGUCAUGGGGAAAAGAUACGACUACACUGACCACAAGUUUCAGACGAUGCUGAAGUACAUGUCUGAGGUGAUUUGGCUGGAGGGGAGCAUUUGGGGCGAACUCUAUCAGGCAUUCCCCAGCGUGAUGAAAUAUUUGCCAGGUCCUCACAACAAAAUCUUCAAGAUUUACACCAGCAUACAAGAUUUCCUUCAUGAGGAAAUACAAGAGCACAAGAAGGAUUUGGACCACAACAACCCUAGAGACUACAUUGACUCUUUUCUCAUUGAGAUGGAGAACCAAAAAGACUCCAACCUGGGCUUCACAGAGAGCAACCUGGCUUUCUGCUCUCUUGACCUCUUCCUAGCAGGAACAGAAACAACAGCGACCACGCUGCUGUGGGCUUUGAUUUUCCUAAUUAAAAAUCCCGAUGUCCAAGAGAAAGUCCAGGCAGAGAUUGAUAAAGUGAUCGGACAGAGUCGCCAGCCCUCCAUGGCCGACAGACAGAACCUGCCGUACACUGAUGCUGUGAUCCAUGAGAUCCAGAGGAUGGGGAACAUUGUUCCACUGAACGGAUUCAGGGUCGCUGCCAAGGAUACAACUCUGGGUGGUUACUUCAUACCAAAGGGAACAUCUGUGAUGCCCAUGUUGACAUCCGUCCUGUUUGACAAAACUGAAUGGGAAACUCCAGACACCUUCAAUCCCGGACACUUCCUGGAUGCCAAUGGGAAGUUUGUGAAGAAAGAAGCAUUCCUCCCGUUCUCUGCAGGAAAACGUGUGUGUCUUGGUGAAGGCCUCGCUAAGAUGGAGCUGUUCCUGUUUUUGGUCGCCUUACUGCAGAAAUUUUCUUUCUCUGUUCCUGAUGGAGUUGAGCUGAGCACUGAAGGAAUCACCGGAGCGACGCGCGUACCUCACCCCUUCAAAGUGUCCGCUAAGGCUCGCUGACAGAUCCGCCAUUACUGUUUGUUCUCAAGAGAAGAAUAAGUACAAUGUAGAAAAAGCUCUUAGACGUCUUAGCAGUGCUUCUUGUUCGGCAAGACUCUGAUUGUAUGCAUCUCUACUUUAUAAUCUGGGUGAUGGUUUUACGUAACAAUAUGUGUUAUUAGCAAACAAUGCAACAUACUGUGACCUGCUGACUCCUACUGGGAGUUCAGGAGCAAGAAAUCCUAGAUGGCAGACAAAAAACAAUUCACAAGACAUUAAAAUACUCCAGUUGAUUACAAAAUAAGACAACUUAUCAAAUUGUGAAGUAAAGAUUUACAAGCAUGUAAUUCGAUAUGUUUCCCACUGUGUUGAAUUAAUAAAGCAGAAAGAUGAAACGUC